This is a messenger RNA of Pecten maximus, 948 nucleotides long. Its product is annotated as beta-crystallin A3-like. The transcript has 5 exons. The record is from RefSeq and is a predicted model, not a curated record. NCBI's taxonomy places the organism in Eukaryota, Metazoa, Mollusca, Bivalvia, Pectinida, Pectinidae. Gene Ontology annotation, biological process: visual perception; lens development in camera-type eye. The coding region runs from base 171 to 713 and encodes 180 amino acids. Gene Ontology annotation, molecular function: structural constituent of eye lens.
UGAAUACGUUCAUUGUAUAUUCCGGAUGUAGAUAAAUGAUGAUACCUGAUGUAAGGGGUUCAUUGUAUUCUUCCACUAUAAAACAAACCUGACAGUCUCCCUAGCAAACAUUCCUCUACUCUCUCCGACCGCGGUCAUCGUUUGCCGAGAUUACAAAUUAGUUUGUAAGCAUGCCAACUUUACCACCAAAGAUUACAUUAUACACUGACAGGGAUUUCAUGGGUUGUUCCAAAGAGAUAUCCGAGCCUUAUUACAGCCUAUGUUUUACGGGAUUCAAUAACAAGGUCUCUUCUGUGGAGGUACACAGCGGGCUAUGGGUUCUAUAUCAGCAUUGCUUCUUGGGCGGAAAGAUUUACGUCGUUUGGGAGGGACAAAAGAUCAACCUCCCGUGUGAAGCAGAGGACACAAUAAGUUCGCUUAAACCGAUUGAGUUUGAUUUCGGAGUAAAUCCUUCAAGCACCAUAUACAAGCACUCGUGCUUUGCUGGCCAGAGUCAGAGCUUUGAAGGAGUCAAUCGAAUUUCCAAUUUAUCAGACUUCUGCUUUAAUGACAAAGUGUCAUCUGUUGAUGUCCAUAGUGGAGGGUGGGUAGGCUAUGAACAUGCAGGCCUCAGUGGGAAGCAGUACCUGUUUUUGACGGGGACGUCACAAUGGUUCGGCGUCAGAGGGCUGUUUUACGAACGACGCCAUAUCCUCCUGGGCACCGAUCGUUAGACCACCGAUUCCAGAAAAUGCUUAGAAUAUCCUGUCGUUGUUCAUUCCUUAGUUUUUAAUAUUUCUUAUUUAAAUCCUUUAUAGCGAGAACGCUAAAAUUAGAAUAGAAACGAAAUUUAUUUUCACCAAACGUUCAUUAACGUGUAUUGUAUGUAAGUUACAUAUUAAAGACUAAAUUGAAUCUGAUUUUGCAAAUUGUAAACCUUUUUUUAAAUAAAACUUAUUUUCACAGUAA